Molecule: messenger RNA, 1062 nt
Organism: Hepatospora eriocheir
Lineage: Eukaryota; Fungi; Microsporidia; Hepatosporidae
Source: the annotation of a GenBank genome assembly
AUGCUCAUAUCAAAGGAUACAAUAAGAGAAUUUGCAGAUGCAGACGGGAUUGGUGAAAUAGACGAAGAGGGUUACAGAAUAUUGGCACAAGACAUAGAAUAUAGAAUAAAAGAGGUUUGUCAGGAAGCUGCUAAAUUUAUGCAUGCAUCUCAUAGAUCUAAAUUGUGUGUUAGUGAUGUAAAUAAUGCUUUAAUAAGUAGAAAUCUAGAGCCGUUGUUUGGGUAUGAUUCAAAGGAUAUUUUGGUGUUUAAAGGGUUACAGAACAACUCUUAUUAUGUAGCAGACGAAGAGAUUAAUCUUGAAGAAUUUCUACAAAAGUCAUUGCCUAGAAUACCACUAAGACCAUACAUUCAAAGUCACUGGUUGGUACUUGAAGGUAUACAACCAUCAAUUCAACAAAAUCCUAUUGUGAUUGAUAAACCAGCAGGACAGACUGACAGUUUCUCAAACUAUCAAGAUGAGAUGAUUUUAAAAAAACAAGUAAAACAUAGACUUACUAAAGAACUAAAUAUGUAUUAUGAAAAAAUACUCCAAGUGAUGGAAUCUGAUCCUGAUGUUGCUUUAAACUGUCUUGAAAAUGAGACAGGUAUACAACAGUUAGUUCCUUAUUUUAUUCAUCAUUUCAAUGCUGAGUUAAAAAAUAAAAUAACUGAUGAAGAGUACACAAAGACAAUCUGUUUGAUGUAUUACAGCCUGUUUAAUAACAAGUUUUUAUUUAUUGAUCCAUAUUUGCAUGAAAUGAUACCAUCCGUUAUUACCUGUGUGAUAGGAAAAUCACCAACACGUGAAGUUAGAUUAUUAGCAAGUGAUAUCGUUAAAUAUAUUUAUGAUACCUAUGGAUAUACAUAUCACACACUUGCACCCAGAAUAAUAAAUACACUUUUGUCGGUCUACAAAGAUGAUUCAAAGACAGAAGAAUCACAAUGGGCUGCACUUUACUGUUUAUCAAAAUUAUCUAAUGAAGUAAUUGAAAAUAAUAUUUUAUCAAAUCCUUGCUUAUCUACUAAAGAAUCUGGGAUCAAGUCUGAAAUUUUCCCCACAGGGGGAAAAUUUCAGACUUAA